UGCGUGGCUUAGUACCUCCCAAAACACACAUCAUGAAGUACUUUGCUAUCUGCGCUCUACUAAUACUCCCGCUAGUCAGCGGAGGCGUCGUGCCCCAGCCCAGGAACUUCGUAUAUGAGAUCCACCAUCUGCCUUCCCCAUCUGAUCUGAGUGCAAUUGUCGAGCAGGUUCAGACCUUAGUGCAGAACUUGGUCCGGGAUAAUGCUGAUCAGAUUCCGGAUAUGUCCGUUCAGGCUGAUGCCGGUUUUCUGCCCGAUAUUUCCAUGAUCACCGAUGCUGACGAAACAACCAAGCGGACUUAUUUUGGUCUAAAGAGGGCCCCCAUUGCCAAGUUUGUUGGAGCAGCUGGCAGUGCCGAUGGUGAUAUGAUUCCCGACCUUUCCGUUGUCUCCGAUGCCGAUGACACCCCCAAGAAGGCCAUCGCUGGACUGAAGACUCUUCCUAAGCUCGCCAAGGUUUCCGGAGCCGAGCCUGUGGAGCCCCAGGCCGAUGCCGAUUUGAUCCCAGACAUUUCCGUGGCCUCCGAUGCCGAUGACACCCCCAAGAAGGCCAUCGCUGGACUGAAGACUCUUCCUAAGCUCGCCAAGGUUUCCGGAGCCGAGCCUGUGGAGCCCCAGACCGAUGCUGAUUUGAUCCCAGACAUCUCCGUGGCCUCCGAUGCCGAUGACACCCCCAAGAAGGCCAUCGCUGGACUGAAGACUCUUCCUAAGCUCGCCAAGGUUUCCGGAGCCGAGCCUGUGGAGCCCCAGACCGAUGCUGAUUUGAUCCCAGACAUCUCCGUGGCCUCCGAUGCCGAUGACACCCCCAAGUCGGCUAUGGCUGCUGCCUUGAAGACUCCACCCCAGGUUCCUGAUUUGGUUGUUGCCCAUAGUGCUGCCACAGCAGAUGUGGACCAGGUCCCCGCCAUGUCCCUGGCCAGCGAUGCCGACUUUAAUCCCAAGGCCUCAAUUUCCGAACAAAUGGCCAAGCUUCUCCAGAAGAAACUCCACUAAAUGACAUCAGAUUCUGGUUAAACUUUAAAAAAUCGAUAGAUAUCUCUCUGGUUGUGUGUAUUUGUGUUCAUAAGUUUUAUGAUUGCCAUUAAUCAAUUCGAGCAGCACAGAA
Drosophila guanche is the source of this 1104-nucleotide messenger RNA. RefSeq lists its product as uncharacterized. The coding region runs from base 33 to 992 and encodes 319 amino acids. The record is from RefSeq and is a predicted model, not a curated record. NCBI's taxonomy places the organism in Eukaryota, Metazoa, Arthropoda, Insecta, Diptera, Drosophilidae. The transcript is spliced from 3 exons.